AAGCUUGACACCUCCUGUGUCAAGGCUUGACACACCUCCUGUGUCAAGGCUUGACACACCUGUGUCAAGGCUUGACACACCUCCUGACACAUUAGUCGCACUUGUGCCCUUUUACCCACAUAUAAUAAGCAGUCAGUGACCCUUACAAACCCAACAAGACGUAGUAGUGGUAGUUUACUCUGAGUAUCCUGAAGAAGCACACAGUAAACUAGAAACUGUAAGAUUCACCAGUAUACAAUGCCUCCAAAACCACAGGCAAAAAAAGGAUCACCUCCCAAGGCACAGGUAGUUAAAGAUGCACCUGAAGAGGACAGCAAAGAUGUUGCGUUGGAGAGAUUUAGUUUAGAGUUACGCUGGUGUAUACAGCAACUUGAACUUUCUAUGGAGAAAAAGAAAGGAAAAUCAAAACAAGCUGAUGAUAUGGUAAAAGCACACAAGACUCUGACCAACAGUAAAGCACCACUCAUAAAGAAGAGGCAGAUAAUGAAUGCUUUAUUUGGGGAUUACAGGAAGAAAAUGGCCGAGGAGGAAAAGAAGUUUAGAAUACAACCACCAAAAAUGAAAAGCAAGUGUGUUCUUCCAAGGGACUCUGUAUUCUUUAAGAAAUCUCAUGAACAACUACAUCACAAAACAGAAGACAAAGAAUCAAGUACCACAGAAGCCAGCUCUGUAAAUGACUCUACUGAUGAUACUCACAGUACUGAAGCACAAGAAAGCUGUGCUCAGGACUAUGGUGAAGAUAAAACAAAUAAUGAUAAGUACAAUGUGAUGUUGACUGACUGUAAACCAACUGAAAAUACUUUCAAAUUUAAUUUUUCAGUGCCUUCUUAGACAUAAAUUUAUUUAAAUCA
Messenger RNA from Cherax quadricarinatus, 851 nucleotides. Its product is annotated as UPF0488 protein C8orf33 homolog. Lineage: Eukaryota; Metazoa; Arthropoda; Malacostraca; Decapoda; Parastacidae. The record is from RefSeq and is a predicted model, not a curated record.